UUGAAUCCGACAUGCCUCCAUGUUGCCCACAGUUCAAAGGUCGACGAAAAGAUGGCAGCGUCAUUGAUUUGUAACCAGACGCAAAGCAGGGUGAGCUCUGUGCUGAACAGAGAUGUCAAGCAAUUCGGUAAAAAGUUUAUGUUCGAUUCCAAUGAGGAGACGUGCUGGAAUUCUGACCAGGGAGAAUCCCAGUGGGUUAUCGUGGAGUUCCCACAGGCUGUGAAAGUAUCAGAACUCAGACUACAAUUCCAAGGAGGAUUUUCAGGGAAAUCUUGCAGAUUAAAAGGAGGUGAUAAAGAGGAUUUUAAACCUAUUUUAGAUUUCUAUCCAGAGGACAACAACUGUCUACAAAGUUUUCCCAUUCAAGAUGCCCCUUUGGUGCAGAGACUUAAAAUAGUGUUUGAGAACAGUGCUGACUUUUUUGGAAGAAUAAUUGUUUACACUUUGGAUAUCCUGGGGGAAAAGGUUUUGUAAUGUUUUGAGAAAAGGAUUAAAAAGGAAGAAGAGGAGGGAAUGCCAACCACUUUUUUCCGCUUGGUGAUGGAGAGAUUGUGUUCACCUCUGGACCUGGAAUUUAUUCCCACCUACUGAUGAUACAUUUUCUCAUCACAUCCAUUGUACUACAGAGGUUUUGAAUAUAUUCACAUGCCUUUUCAGGUCAACACAGAUUGUGGUCUGGAAUUUGUAUUUCUUUUAUCUUUCUCUCAUUUUAAAUUACACUGAUCAAUUUUUUAAGAUUAGAGUUGAAACCAGGGCCUUUAAAGAGCAGUCUUGUGCUUCUGAUACGGAAACUGGUCCCCAAAACCGUUUAAGAAUGUGUUCCUCAAGAAGUUUUUGCACUGCAAAAGAAUUGGUAGAUUCAACAAUCCAGUACUGAUGUAUUUUCUUAUCUUCAACACAUAAAUCAAAGUGGUUAAUUUGUUUUCAGUGUGAUGAUUGAUACUUGCCUUUUUUGUGGCCCAGUGCAACAGCAAGAGCUACAGGGCUAUAUCAAGAGUGCUUCAAAUGUGAUAUCUGUCCCACAUCCUAUAUAUAGUUACUUUAAUUUCUCAUCAAAGGCACAAUCAAUGAAUGACAAAUUUAAAAUAAUUACUUAAGAGAGCUUCAAUGCAUUUCAUGUGAUUACCCCAAACUGCGUAGAGAAGGUGUCCCAACAUUCUGUUUUAGAAAGCCAGGAUGAUUGUGAAUCUUUAAGACUGUUUCAUUUUUAUUUAUUUUUUGGUUUAUUUUUAUUAUUAAUAUUUACAUAAUGUAAAACAAUGAAAUUAUACAUACCCAAUCAUAGGAGUCAACGUCCUGUUUUAAGAGAACAUUGACAAUAUCUGCAAACCCCCCCCCCAGCACUGGCCAAAGAAAAGGCACUUUCUCGUUCCCAAGCUAUUGUUUUUGGAUUGGCUCCCUGAUUGAAUAAAACAAUAAAACACU
Molecule: messenger RNA, 1425 nt
Organism: Xyrauchen texanus (razorback sucker)
Lineage: Eukaryota; Metazoa; Chordata; Actinopteri; Cypriniformes; Catostomidae
Gene: nr2c2ap
Product: nuclear receptor 2C2-associated protein
Exons: 5
Coding region: 52-474 (140 amino acids)
Source: RefSeq, a predicted model, not a curated record